GCCCAACGCCACGUCGCCACGCACGCGGCCGGGGAUCCCCUAUACAAGGCGCCACGCCACCGCCGACGUGCCGUCGCCGUCGCCCUCCCCAAUCCCCACGGCUCUCCCUCCUCCUCCUCCACUCCUCCCCGCCUUAAAGCUCUCCCGCAUUGCAAUCCCCCAUGGCCCCUCCUACACCCGCCCGAACCCCGCCAACCCUAGCAGCCCGGCCCCGUCGGCGCCGCCGCUCUACCCGUCGCUCACCAUGGCCGACCUGGCGCCGCCCGAGAUCCCGCGGUCCCCGGUCUCCCCCGACGCGCCGGCGCCGUCGGACGACGUGCUGCUGCGCGCCCCCGGCGCGCAGCUCCACCUCGUCGACCGCCAGCGCAGCCACCCGCUGGCCGCCGGCGAGCUCUCCCUCCACCGCAUCCGCGCCGGCGACACCUCCCUGGCCGCCAUCGCGGCGCUCGGCCCCGUCCAAUGGCCGCUCGCCCGCGACGUCGCCGCCGUCAAGCUCGACCCGCGCCACUACUCCUUCUCCUUCGCCGUGCCCGCCUCCCCCGACGACCCGGCCCCCGAGCCGCUCCACUACGGCCUCACGCUCUCCGCCCCCGACCCGCGCCUCGACGCCCUCCUCGGCGCCUACACCAGGUUCUCCGCCCACUCCGUGGCCGGCAGCGAGGGGCUCGCCGGCGGGGUGCGCGGCGAGGUCGAGGCCGCCGCGUACUGGACCGCCGUCGCGCCCAACGUCGAGGAGUACGGCAGCGCCGUGGCCAGGGCCAUCGCGUCCGGCGCCGAGAACGUGGCCAAGGGGAUCCUGUGGUGCGGGGUGAUGACCGUCGACAGGCUCCGGUGGGGGCAGGAGGUGCUCAGGAAGAGGAUCCAGCCCGGCGAUACCGAGGCCGAGGUCAGCCCGGAGAUGCUCCGGCGGAUCAAAAGGGCUAAGAAGGUGACAAAAAUGUCAGAGAAAGUAGCAACUGGAAUACUGUCUGGAGUGGUGAAGGUUACUAGCUAUGUUACAAGCUCAUUGGUUAACUCAAAAGCUGGCAAGAAGUUUUUCAGCCUAUUGCCUGGAGAGGUUGUUCUUGCUUCGCUUGAUGGAUUUGGCAAGAUUUCUGACGCUGUAGAAGUGGCUGGGAAGGAUGUGCUAUCAACAUCGUCAACGGUGACAACCGGUCUGGUAUCUCACAAGUAG
This is a messenger RNA of Aegilops tauschii subsp. strangulata, 1174 nucleotides long. Its product is annotated as senescence/dehydration-associated protein At3g51250. The record is from RefSeq and is a predicted model, not a curated record. Lineage: Eukaryota; Viridiplantae; Streptophyta; Magnoliopsida; Poales; Poaceae. Gene Ontology annotation, cellular component: plasma membrane.